Molecule: messenger RNA, 3196 nt
Organism: Octopus bimaculoides (California two-spot octopus)
Lineage: Eukaryota; Metazoa; Mollusca; Cephalopoda; Octopoda; Octopodidae
Biological process (GO): cellular response to tumor necrosis factor; signal transduction
Cellular component (GO): cytosol
Molecular function (GO): NF-kappaB binding
Source: RefSeq, a predicted model, not a curated record
AAGAAAAGUAACAAAAUAAAAUAAAAUAAAAACAAAUUACAGGAAAAAUGAGAAGUUUUAUUGGUUCAGAAUAUUUACAUCCUGUCUUCAUAGAACAAACAUAAAAAAAAGGAAAACUCAUUGAUUUCCGAGGAAGGAAGGAAAGAUCACGAUCUUGGGUCUUUACACAAUACAUGUAGCCAAGUGCAAAUAUUCUCCAUUUUUAGCAUAUUUUACUCAUUUUUUGAUACAUUCAAAGACAUGGCCUUUUACAAGAGUUUAUGUGAGAUUAUGAAAGGGGACAUGAAACAUGUUGAACAAUUUAUUGCAGAAAAUCAACAAACAAUCAAUAAAGAAGACCCUGGAGGUAGAACAGCUUUACAUGUGGCUGUUAGUGUUGGAAAUGUUGACAUGGUAGAACUGUUGCUGCAAGGUGGAGCUGAUCUCAAUUUGGUGGAUAAAAUGUAUAGAGGAACACCUCUACAUGUGGCUUGUGGUGGUGGACAAAUCGAAAUGGUGGAGAUGUUGUUGAGGUCAGCACCUGACAUUAAUGUGGGGGAUAAGUAUGGUAACACACCACUUCAUGUAGCCUCUGAUGGCGAAAAAAUUGACAUAAUGGAGUUGUUGUUGAAGUCCAAACAUGAUGUCAAUGUAGCAAAUAUUUAUGGUGACACACCUCUACAUGCGGCCUGCCGUGACAAGCACAAUAGUGCAGUAAAAAUGUUCCUGCAAUUUAAACCUGAUGUGAAUGUGGUGAACAAAGAGGGUAACACACCUCUGCAUGUGGCCUGUUUAAGAGGACAUCAUGAUAUGGUAGAGAUGCUGUUAGCAUCUAAACCUGAUGUUAAGGCGAAGAACAAUGAUGGUAACACACCUCUGCACUUGGCCUGUUUAGGAGGACAUCACAACAUGGUAAAAAUGUUGUUAGCAUCUAAGCCUGCUGUUAGGGCAAAGAACAAUAAUGGUAACACACCUCUACAUUUGGCCUGUGGUGGUGGAUGCAGUGAUUUGGUUGAACUGUUGAUGAAGUCUAUCCCUGAUGUCAAUGCGCAGAAUAUGUUUGGCUACACACCUCUGCACAUGGCCUGUGGUAGUGGAAACACCGACACAGUAAAGUGGUUGACAACCUCCUCUAAGCCUGAUGUCAAUAUGGUGGAUGAAAAUGGUAAUACACCCCUACAUGUGACUUGCUGUGGUGGGCACAGUGACAUACUGAAAGUAUUAAUGCAGUUUAAAGCUGAUGUCAAUGCGAUGAAUAAAUAUGGUGAUACAGCCCUACAUGUGGCUUGUCGAGGUGGAUAUAGUGACACAGUUAGAGAGUUAAUACUUUCAGAACCUAAUGUUAAUCUAAUGAAUAAGUAUGGUCACACACCUCUACAUGUGGUCUGUCAUUGUGGACACAGUGAUACUGUACAGGUGUUUCUACAAUCUAGACCUAAUAUCAAUGUAGCAGACAAGCAAGGCAAUACACCUUUACAUCUGGUCUGUCACCAUGGAGAUAAUCUCAUAGCAAAGUGGUUAAUGGAGUUUAAACCUGAUAUCAAUGUGCUGACGAGUAAAGGUAACACUCCUUUACACCUGGCCUGUAGGGGUGGUCGCAUUGCUACAGUGGCGAUGUUGAUAAAGUUUACUUCUGAUGUCAAUGUGAUGAAUAAUGAUGGUAGCACACCUCUACAUCUGGCAGUUUUAGGGCAACACUAUGAUGUGGUGGCUUUGAUGCUCUCCCAGUUCUGCUCUGAACUUGGCUUGAGCAAGGAAGACAAAGUUCCUGGAAAAGUAGUGGAAUGCUUUCUAACAGAUCGAAGAAAAAAAGUUUAUGAAAACUACAGCAAUGUGACACCACUUGACAUCAUAAAAGAUCCAGAUUUUAAGAAGAAAAUAAAUGGAUUUUUCUCACCUGAGGAUAAAUGUGUGCUGUGUGGAGAUAAGCAGGUCACUGUGAAAUUCCUUCCAUGUGGACACAAAAGAACAUGUAAGGAAUGCUCUAAAAUUAGACUGAAAAAAUGUCCCCAGUGUCGACAACCAGUAACAACCAAAAAUGUAUUCGAUUAUCAAAAACUGGAGGAAAAGGACUUGCUAAAGAUAGCAAAAGUGUUACCAACUAAAUGGCAGCAAGUUGGUAUUUUCUUAAGAAUUGAAAAGGAUGUACUGGCAACAAUUGAGAAUAACUUUCCUAGUGAUCCCGAAGAACAGAGUUACCGAAUGUUAAAGAAGUGGUUUAAGGGUUGUAAAUCAUGUUGUCCCCUGAGAGAUGCUCUGGAAGAAGCUGAGUGUUUUCAAGCAAUUAAAUAUCUAUAUUCAAUUAAAAAGCUAAUUUGAUGUUAAUAUUGCUUACGAUUAUAUUGCAGCAGAAGUUUAUUUAUCAUUCGGCUGUUUUGCUUUAAAUACCCCCAACACCAGCUCAUACGUGUGUUUUCUACAAGUGGUCACAUGACCUGGUCACUUGAUGGUUGGGUUUUUCUGGGCUUUAUGCGGGCUAUCCAAUCCCAUCAGGUGAUAGACCAGCCUAGUGCAGGCAAAUUAUGUUUGUUCACUGGAGCCCACCUUCAGCUUUAAAAAGAAGAAUCUUUUCCGCUAUUCUUCUGUGAGGUGCAAUGCAUGAUUCAGUUCAGAUCUUGAUAUGGAGACAGGAGAGUUAUUCAGCAGAGAGCUUUGACAUACUGUUUGGUUCCAUCCAGAACACAUCAUCAAGUUCCAACUGCAUGAGGGACCAUCAUCAUCAUCAUCAUCAUCAUCGUUUAAACGUCCGCUUUCCAUGCUAGCAUGGGCUGGACGAUUUGACUGAGGACUGGUGAAACCGGAUGGCAACACCAGGCUCCAAUCUGAUUUGGCAGAGUUUCUACAGCUGGAUGCCCUUCCUAACGCCAACCACUCCGAGAGUGUAGUGGGUGCUUUUACGUGUCACCCGCACGAAGGCCAGUCAGGUGGUACUGGCAACGACCACGCUCAAAACGGUGUAUUUUAUGUACCAACAUAUAUAUUUUUUUCUGAAAAGUUCAUUCAAGAUGUUCCAUCUUUCAUUUAGGCAUUUGAAAAAAGUGUAGCAGUCAAUUACAACUUUUGUUGUUGUACCUGACUCAUUUGGAACCAGGAAAUUAUAAUGCUGCCAGGGCCAAAGUCACACUCAUCAACUUCUUAAGAUAUUUUAUUUUAAUUCAUGUAGUGGAGUAUCAAACAGAGAUUCACAUUGAAUUAAAAAUAAACUUUAAAACCUUUA